AUGUAUUCCACCAAAGCAUAUUCCCUCCUAUCCUUCAUUCUAUGCCUCACUUUCCUAUGUGCUCUAGUCGCCGCAGCUCCUACCGACCUCGACAUCCGUCCUCCUGGUGAUCUAAAAGUUACCAGUCGCCGAGAUGCCCAUUCCCUCAUGCCACGAGGUUCGCACUCUAUCCAGAUGAUUGCUGCCCCCUUGAUCGCCAUGGCAUCCCUGACUCUUUCGACAUGCCGAUACCUACACAUCGCAUCAUGCUACGUAGUCUGGAGCUUGACUAUCGCAACAGCCGCUGCCUACUCCGGUUAUUCGCUCUAUGAUAUCAUCAAGAGAGAUUUCAUUCGAGCAACCCUCGAGAUGAGCCAGCUUUCAAACUCGGUGCAUGUUAGUAACAGAGAGGUUGUGGAUCUGGAUCGAAAGUAUGAUGUCCAGAAGAGUAAAGAUUCGUACGAGGCAUUGGAAAAUGUUAUCAAGAAUCGGAGACGAUCGUGGCAGGAUAAGUGGAAGAUCCGCUUCGCUCACUACAAGGAACUCGCAAAUGUUAACACUAAGGCCGACGCCGACGCCGACACCUUGAGUACCAAGGACCCUGAGCUUGUCAGACUUGUUACAAAAGCCGCCGAUGCGAUGUCAAAUGCUAUAAGAGCCGAGAAUUCUUACAUGAAGGCUGAGGACGAUUCCGUAACUCUGGAAGAAUUCCUGGAUGGUGAAGAUGGUACAUUGUCCACUGCUGAGCUACGCGAGGUGGAAAAAACGGCCGAAACUGCAGUCACUGACCUUCGGAAAUACCUGACGUGGGUUGUCUCUACCACCGAGAACCAUCUGGGAGCAAUGAACGAAAUGGCUUUUGGAAACAAGGACUACAACCCCAGUCUGUCGACCCGGUCAAUUGAGUAUGGUGUUCCUCGUAUGGUCGAAGAGAGAAACGAAAACUGCGAUAACCAACUUUGCCAUCGAAUGUGGCUCUCGGUGGAUCUGCCUGGUCAAGGCAAGAAGCGCAAUGUCCCCGCCAAUUCUCUCAUCCACAACAUCUAUUCCACCCCAGUGGACUACGAAUUCAAGGACAACACCCUGAAGCGACGUGAUCUGCUUGUGGAAGAGACGGACAUCGAGUGCGAAGAGGAGACAACUGUUAAGGUCGACGGCAAACCAGUGCUUUUCCGCCUGGCUACGAUGCCCGGUAACUAUUACGAUCUCGAGGUCGUGAACUACAUGAACAAAACGCAGAUACCCGAGUUCCAGAAGUCACUCAUGAGUGGAAACAUGACUAACUGGGGAACUGGGGAGUGGAUGUGUGUGAACGCUGAAACAGACAAUGUCUCUUCCAUUCGUGGUGUUGCGAUCUUCACGGAAGACGAGGAGAAACUUCACCAGGAUGUGACACCGAUGUUCCAGGAGUGCGUGAGUCGCAUUGACUCCGCGAGUACUUGA
Penicillium taxi is the source of this 1422-nucleotide messenger RNA. RefSeq lists its product as uncharacterized. The record is from RefSeq and is a predicted model, not a curated record. Bases 1 to 1422 code for a protein of 473 amino acids. Lineage: Eukaryota; Fungi; Ascomycota; Eurotiomycetes; Eurotiales; Aspergillaceae. The transcript has a single exon.